GAGGCAGAAAGCUGGUUGAGCAGGCUUGGUGGCACUGGGACCGCGAUGGUCGUCUUGUCCGUCUCCUUGCUGCCGGCUCUGCUCUUGAGUGCCUACAAGCGCAUGCAGGAGAACGACAGCUUGGGCGGAUUCCUCGCGUCACUGCCUUUCGACCAUCCCAGCUGGAAGGCAGACGACGGCAGCGACAGCGACAGCAAUGAGAUUGGUUGA
Molecule: messenger RNA, 210 nt
Organism: Symbiodinium necroappetens
Lineage: Eukaryota; Dinophyceae; Suessiales; Symbiodiniaceae
Source: the annotation of a GenBank genome assembly